AUGACGGAGCACCUUCUGAAAAUACUGAUUGUUGGUGACGGAAAUGUCGGCAAGUCUUCCUUUGUUCAUCGGUAUGUCAGUGGACAGUUCAACAAGACCUACAGGAUGACAGUGGGCGUGGAUUUCUCCGUGAAACUGCUGCACUGGUCUGAUAAAGAGAAGGUCAGACUGCAACUUUGGGACAUCGCAGGCCAGGAGCGUUUCAUAUCCAUGACCAGGAUUUACUAUAAAGGAGCAGUGGGCUGUGUGGUGAUGUUUGACGUCACCAGUUCCUCCAGUUUCUCCAGCUGUCGCCACUGGAAACAGGACCUGGGCAACAAGGCCAUGCUGCCCAACGGAGACUCCAUCCCCUGCAUUCUGGUGGCCAACAAGUGCGACCUUGCUGAGAGGGUUGUGUCUGCAGACACCAUCGACAAGUUCAGCAAAGCCCACGGCUUCAUUACAUGGAUGGAGAUUUCAGUCAAAGAAAACAAGAACAUUGGAGAAGUCAUGAGGAGGCUGGUGCAGGAGGUCCUGUCAGUUCAGACCACUCUGGACCUGCUGAAUCACAGAGCUGAAUCCCGAGGUGAUCCUAAGCUGGACACAGAGAUCAACAGCAGUGCAGGAGGAAGAGCCUGCUGCUGA
Archocentrus centrarchus (flier cichlid) is the source of this 624-nucleotide messenger RNA. Its product is annotated as ras-related protein Rab-7L1-like. Gene Ontology annotation, biological process: endosome to lysosome transport; phagosome-lysosome fusion. The record is from RefSeq and is a predicted model, not a curated record. Gene Ontology annotation, molecular function: GTP binding; GTPase activity. The coding region runs from base 1 to 624 and encodes 207 amino acids. Gene Ontology annotation, cellular component: trans-Golgi network; late endosome; lysosome. Lineage: Eukaryota; Metazoa; Chordata; Actinopteri; Cichliformes; Cichlidae. The transcript has 5 exons.